Malus domestica (apple) is the source of this 1740-nucleotide messenger RNA. Its product is annotated as putative receptor-like protein kinase At3g47110. Gene Ontology annotation, molecular function: protein binding. Lineage: Eukaryota; Viridiplantae; Streptophyta; Magnoliopsida; Rosales; Rosaceae. The record is from RefSeq and is a predicted model, not a curated record.
AUGGAGCAUUCAAGUAGUACUCAAGUUAGGCUGUUUAAACUCUUUUAUGGCUUCAUUCUUUUGUGCAUGGGCACCGCAGUUCUGGAAUCUGCGACACUGCCAAGCAGUGGCACUAGUCUUGGAAAUGAAACGGAUCACAUGGCGCUGCUCGACUUCAAGAAAAGAAUCUCAGAAGAUCCUUUUCAUAUCAUGAGCUCAUGGAAUGACUCCAUUCAUUUCUGCAGCUGGGCUGGCGUUACAUGCAACCGUAUCACAAAAAGAGUCUUGACCUUGGAGCUGGAGUCUCAGAAAUUGGUAGGCUCCAUACCACCUUCUAUUGGAAACCUUACUUUUCCUACUGCAUUUAAUCUGAGAAGGAACAAUUUUCAUGGUGAACUUCCUCAAGAAUUGGGUCGUCUACAAAGCCUACAACACCUCAACCUGUCUGUCAAUUCCUUCAGCGGGAAAAUUCCAACUAAUAUAUCUCACUGUACACAACUGAGAGUGCUCGAGCUUUACUCCAAUAAGCUUAUUGGGCCAAUUCCGGACCAACUCAGUUCGUUGUUGGAUUUAAAUAUUCUAUUGUUUGAUAAAAACAAUCUCACUGGAACUAUUCCAAGUUGGAUAGGAAACUUUUCUUCUUUGUGUAGUCUUUAUAUUGGCGGAAACAACUUUCAAGGAAGCAUACCUAAAGAGCUCGGGCGUCUAACAGGCUUGCAAGCAUUCUCAGUAGCGGCAAAUAAUCUAUCUGGUAUGGUUCCUUCUUCAAUCUAUAAUAUUUCUUCCAUAUCCAUUUUCGGUGUCAGUCAGAAUCAGCUUCAUGGAGAGCUACCGCCAAAUGUUGGCGUUAUUCUUCCUCAUCUCGAACAAUUUCAUGUUGGUAGCAACAAAUUCACAGGAAAUGUUCCUGCAUCGUUCUCAAAUGCUUCUAGACUUCGUUAUCUCAAUUUGCCUGAAAAUGAUCUCACUGGAACAGUUCCUGGUGAAAGCCUUGGAAGAUUGCGAAGCUUAGUUGGACUAAACUUUGGUGCCAAUAGACUUGGAACUGGGAAAAGUGGGGACCUGAAUUUUAUCAGCUUCUUGGCCAAUUGUACAAGUCUGGAGGGGUUGGCUCUUUACGAUAACCAAUUCAGAGAUGAAUUGCCAAGCUCCAUAUCCAACCUUUCCACCCAACUAACAUCUCUUACAAUGGAGAAGAACUUGAUAUAUGGAAGCAUCGAUGGAGGCAUCGCCAAUCUUGUAAACUUGACCCUUUUUGGAAUAAGUUAUAACUUUCUCAGCGGUAAGAUCCCUGAAGAAAUUGGGAGGCUUCAGAAGUUAGGGGAACUAUAUUUGAAUGACAACAAGUUUUAUGGACCAAUUCCAUCCUCCCUAGGUAACUUGACUUCGUUGACAGAGCUCUACGUCAGCGGCAAUAGGUUUGAGGGAAGCAUUCCUCCAACUCUUGCGAACUGCCAACGUCUACUAGCGCUUGACCUGUCUCGAAACAAUUUAACAGGCACCAUACCUCAAGAGGUCAUUGGGAUUUCAUCUCUUUCAAUUUAUUUGCUCCUGUCUAACAAUUACUUGACUGGUUCACUACCAGCUAAAGUGAGUAAUUUGGUAAAGGUAGUGGAGCUAGAUGUGUCCGGAAACAACUUAUCGGGUGAAAUCCCCACAACACUCGGCAAUUGUAUUAUGUUGGAGCGCUUGUACUUGGCAAAUAACAAAUUGUUAGCCUUAUUGGUUAUACAAUUAAAACACAACCGAAGGAGUGACUGA